CAGUCUACGAACGGUUUGGUUCCAAGCAACAAACAGUUUCAUGUAAAUGUCGAAACGGUUUCUUCCUCGACACGAAACGUGUUUGAGUAAUGCAUCCCAAAAAUUUCAAUGCGGCAACCGAACUCCCCUCAAUCGUCACAACAGAGAGGGUUUGUUCGGGAAUUUCUACGAAUUUUUGAAUGACGUAGUCAAAACGAUUUACGAAGGUGCGCGCCUAAGUGUAUUUGCCCCGCUGAAAAUUCCGCCGGAAAUUAUUCCAUGGAGUUCAAAUCCCUUGAGUAAUUUGGUUACAUCCAUGUAAAAUUUUCCCUGAAACAGUGAUUCCACGGGAAAGCAAUAGAAGAUUUUGAUUCUAAUUUCAUAUCAUGAAAACAUCUGUAUGAUGAAUAUAAUUUAUCUACAAUUAAUUUACAUAAAAUAAGUAUGCAAGAAGAUGUUCUACAAGCACAACAAGAUAUGGACAAUGAUGAGGAAGGGCAUGAAGACAACAACAUAUUAACAAGAGAAGAGUUUAUGCAGAUAGCUGCAAUGGGUCCUGCACAAGAAACAGAAUAUAUAGAGUAAGAAAACAGAGACAUUGAUAUGCAAAACAACUGGAAUGAACUUUUAGAAAACAUUUAAAAUUUGGAACAAAAGAAGAAAUCGAAACAUUCAUACAACGAAUGAAGACUUUUGCACAAAUUAAUGAAAGAACACAACUUCCUGAAUUCCAAAAUUUAACAUUGACUGAUGAGCAACAACAAGAAAUGGAUGUUUUACAGCAUCAAUUGCAAUCACUUUCUUCAGAUGACAAUUCUACAGUUACUGAUAUUCCAAGAAAAAUUAUAGUGCAAGGAAAAGCAGGUAAGUCUAUAGCUAGCACAAUUAGUAAAAAUAUUACUACAACAAAUUGAAUUUAAAAUAAAUGAUGUCAAUUUUAUUUUUAGGAACAGGGAAAAGUGUACUGAUAAAAAAAAAAACUGCAGCAGUACAGUCAAAAUUUAAAAAUUACUCAAUUAUUUGAAUGGCACCAACCGGCAUUGCAGCUAUUAACAUUGAAGGGUCAACUAUUCAAAGCAACCGAAAAAUAUAUCUACAGCAACUUUUUGCACCAUUGAAAGGAGAAGUUGCAAGACAGUUUGAACAGUCAAUGACUAAUGUCAAAUUUAUAAUUAUUGACGAAUGCAGUAUGGCCAAUGCUUCCAUGCUAUAUUAGAUACAUAAACGGUGCCAGGAAGGAAAACAAAAUUUUGAAGAUGACUUUGGAAAUUCAAUUAUUUAUCUAUUUGGAGACAUCAAACAAUUAGCGCUAGUCAUGGGAACACCUAUAUACAGUGACAAACAACCACUUAUAACAGACAAACAAGGAAAGGAUUUAUUUUGAAACUUUGACAAAGUAAUUGAACUAAAUCAUGUAAUGAGGCAAUCAGAUACAACUUUUUGGGACCUUCUUGACAAUAUCAGCACUGGGAAUAUUACAGAAGAGGAUUAUAAAAUGAUAAGUACACGAUUUGUGUUAAAUGCUCCCAGUUAAGAAAGAAAUGAAUAUCACCAAGCCAUUCAUUUAUUUUCUGAGAAGAAAGAAGUUUAUGUAUACAAUUAUGCAAAAUUAGCUUCAAUGAAAAUACCAGGAACAAAUAAUUUAGAACCAUUAGCAAAAAUUCCUGCACAACAUAAUAAUCAAACAGCUGAAAAUGGAACAGAAGACCAAGCUAAAGGAUUACAGAAUUGCAUUCAUCUAUGUAAAGGUGCAUCUGUAAUUUUAACAAACAAUCUUUCGUUUCGCGAUAACUUAACAUUUGUCUCUCUGUUUCAGUUUGUUGCUGUGGCCGACCAGCCCUCGAAGAAAGAUUCCCCUUCGGUGGAAGAGCCGCCAGCGGGCGUCGCCGACAAGAUGCCGGCGCCGUCGAGCGCCGAGACCACGCCCUACGAUGACGUCGACGCCCCCGCCAAUGGUAAUGGACUCCUGGCCGCCCCUGGGAAACGAAGAAUCGCCCACCGCCCGACGGCUGUAGUGCCUACCGCCACCAAGAAAAGAUCUCUAAUUUGCCGAGUUACCUAUAAGAAAGAUGUAAAAAGAAGAAUUUUUCAAAUCGGUGUUCGAGCGGCGUGGAGCCACCCCGCACCCCCCACCCAAACCCCUCAAAGAGUGUCUACUAAGGCAUUGGCGGAGGCCCUUAAGAGGCGUCAUCAGAAGAAGUAGUUUUUUUUUAAAAUCAUGCUUUAUUUUAUUUUUAAGAUAAAAAUCAACAUUAAAAUCAUGUUCAUC
Frankliniella occidentalis (western flower thrips) is the source of this 2248-nucleotide messenger RNA. RefSeq lists its product as uncharacterized. The transcript is spliced from 4 exons. NCBI's taxonomy places the organism in Eukaryota, Metazoa, Arthropoda, Insecta, Thysanoptera, Thripidae. Bases 1598 to 2182 code for a protein of 194 amino acids. The record is from RefSeq and is a predicted model, not a curated record.